This is a messenger RNA of Folsomia candida, 1713 nucleotides long. Its product is annotated as proline-rich protein 36-like. NCBI's taxonomy places the organism in Eukaryota, Metazoa, Arthropoda, Collembola, Entomobryomorpha, Isotomidae. The record is from RefSeq and is a predicted model, not a curated record. The transcript has 3 exons. Bases 1 to 1713 code for a protein of 570 amino acids.
AUGCCUCGAUAUACACACGGGGGCUACACCUACCCCGACCCCGUUCCCCGCAGUGUGUUAGGCCGUCGUAUCCCUUCCCCUAAUCUCCUCACCGCUCCCGCACCCUCCGGUACUUGGGUACAAGAGUGGAAUUCACAUCGCAACCAACUCGUUCCCGUGCUUCUUCCACCACCUUCGCCCCCACCAGUAUACACUCUUGACGACGAAGAAGUGCACCACCCAGUCCCACCCCCCACAAACCACACUAUCUCUCCCCCAGUUUACGACAUUUCCGACAGUUCAGUGUCUUCGCAUCGUGAUUCCUCUCGUGAUAGUGAUUCUACAUACUUUUCUUCGGCCCCAGCAUCUCCCACUCCGUCAGAAGAGGACAUCUCCUUUAUUGGAGCUUUUCAUCGCGCCUCACCCCCAACCGUCGACAUUACCACCCCACCUUUUUCGCCCCUAGGGAACCUGACGUUCACUGACAUUUCUUCGUCCUCCCUGUGCUCGUCUAUUAGUGCAAAUUCGUCUAGUAGUUCAAACUCGUCUAGUGGUGGCACCUCAUCGGACGAAAUCACCUUCCUCGGAUAUUUUCAACGCGACACCACCAGUGGUACUACUUCGCACCUGCUCCCAAGUGAUUCAGCCCCACAAACGGAUGCUGCUACCCCCUCCCUUAGACUCACCUUCCCCAAUGCUCUAAUGCCUCAAUACCGCCCUCACCGUCCGGUAGAGGAAAACUCUCGUCGCCUUUACAAGGCCUUAACCACCCGUGGACGCCCACAAGAUCAGACCACCGUCGACUUCAUCCACGCCAAACACAGUUCUUACAAGAAUCUUAUCAAGCUGAUUCCGUACGACGAGCCCACAGUGGUGCGCCGUGUCCUUGCGUGGUCAUCAUCCAUCUCCUCAACCACUAUGUCUUCCCCCCAACCAAUAAAAGCCGUCCUCUACAAACAGGAACUUUCCCUCCUCCACAGUAAGGAAAGCGAAGCCCUCCACCAAUUACUCAUUUUAAACAAACCUCCCAUUUUCCACACACCUCCCCUUUCGUCCCACCGGACCUUCACCAGCCUCUAUAGAUUCAUAGACGAUAUAAAGUUCAAAAUCCAAGAAUUUGAGGCGCGGACAGUGUUCAACGCCGCCCUCGUCGCCCCCAAUGAAGACUUCUUCGACACGUUCCGCCACCAUCCAUCCUUCUCCUCCCUGUAUAAGGACAUGAGAGAUAUUGAACUUCGCCAAUGUAAACCAACUUACCCUUCGUCCCCUCCACCAAGCCCUGGGGUCGCUCCUUCAUCCCCACAAUACACACCCCCUCUAUCCUGGACUCCGAGCCCGCCACCCAACUCCCCUAGAACGCCAUCUCCCUCUCCGUUUGACCCCCGGCAAUUCCGACGCCGACAACCUCCACCCUCUAACGGUGGCCCAAAUUCUGACACCACCGGAAGCCCCGACCCUGCCAAUCCCACAUUUCCACCUACCUCAUCCACCGGGGAGCCCACACCUCCGUCCAAUCACCCCAACAACACAGUGCCUCCGCCCACCUCUUUUGACCUGCAAUACUCUCGACGCCCAUUUCACGAUGUCACUCCCUUCCGGGAUCCCCCGGCAGACACCCCUCAUACCGCUGACCAAGCUCAAGAUCCAAGAAACAACCAGGCUCAGGAUCCAGGAAACACCCCACCUGCUCUUCCCAACCCCCCUCGGACUUCCGCCAACUUGGGCGAAAGUUAA